AUGCAACGCAUGGCUUUUUUCCUACGACGAAAAAGCAGAAGUCUGUUAUGUUCAUGGGGUCGCAACACGCCAUGGCAGCAGUCUAUACCCGCUCGUUCGCCACGAAAGCUGCUGCCAACAACAGUACUUGCCCAUGCUUCGACCAAAGCCGAAGACAUCAAUCCUCCAAAGAUACAGCUUCGCGAGUAUCAGGAGGAGUCUAUUCAAUCUGUUCUAGAGAAUCUCGAAAAGGGGCAUAAUCGACUUGGAUUAUCAUUGGCUACUGGCUCAGGAAAGACCGUAAUCUUCACUCAACUUAUCGAACGCAUACCCCCUCGAAAUGGCUACGCAGACCAAACGCUUAUCAUCGCGCAUCGAAAAGAGCUCGUCGAACAAGCAGCACGCCAUUGCCGACUUGCAUACCCAGACAAAACAGUCGAGAUCGAAAUGGGCGCGACCAAAGCAUCCGGAGCCGCUGAUAUAACGGUAGCUUCGAUACGGAGCUUAGCAUCAAAGGGCCGAAUUGAGAAGUUUGACCCUAGCUACUUCAAGCUCGUCUUGGUCGAUGAAGCGCAUCAUAUUGUUGCGCCUCAGUACCGCCAGGCUCUUGAAUACUUUGGCUUGACUGAGCCAUCAGAUAAUGCGCCAGCGCUGGUUGGGGUUUCUGCUACUUUUUUCAGAUUUGAUGGGCUGAAGCUGGGUUCGGCUAUUGAUCAUAUCGUUUAUCAUAAGGACUAUAUUGACAUGAUUGGUGAAAAAUGGCUGUCGGAUGCUAUUUUUACGACCGUCAAAACAAACGUAGAUCUAUCGCGCGUUGCGAAGGAUUCGUCAGGCGACUUUGCGACGAGGGCACUUUCUGAAGCCGUCAAUACGGCCACUGUGAAUGAUGUUACAGUGCGAUCUUGGCUCGCGCAUGCCAACGACCGUCGAUCGACUCUGGUGUUUUGCGUUGAUACUGAACAUGUCCGCCAACUCACGGAGGCGUUUCGUGACAAUGGCAUUGAUGCGCGUUACAUAACUGCGAAUACGCCGAGGCAGACGAGAAAUGAAGAGCUCGAAGCUUUUAAGCAGGGAGAGUAUCCAGUGCUACUCAAUUGCGGGCUCUUCACUGAAGGAACGGAUAUCCCGAACAUAGAUUGUGUUGUCCUCGCUAGGCCUACACGAUCAAAGAGUUUGCUGAUUCAGAUGAUUGGACGAGGAUUACGGCUACAUCCCCAGAAAGAGAAUUGUCACAUUAUUGAUAUGGUCUCCACGCUGAAUACUGGAAUCAUGUCUACGCCUACGCUGUUCGGUCUCGAUCCUGACGAGGCACUCAAUACGAGAAGCGUACAGGAAAUCCGAAAGCAAAAAGAGCAUAAAGGAUUCGAUUCAUCUCUACCUGAUGCGGGCUACGUGCGCCCUCUGGGCGAUGACGAGGUCGAUGUCACAUUUACAACAUACGAUAGCGUAUUUGACCUUCUCAACGACGAGCGUGUCAAUCGUCACAUUCGCUCCAUCAGUCGUUAUGCAUGGGUGCGCGUGAAUACAGACCGGUAUAUCCUUGCCGAUAAAUCGGGCUGGAUGACCAUCGAAAAGAGCGACCAAGAUAUUGAUGGGCCUUGGGUCGUCGACCUUGUGCAAAAAUACGAAUUGGCAACGCGGACAGUGCACACGAGACCCAGAGUCAUUGCUCGCGCACCGGACUUUGAGCAAGCUGUGCACAGCGCUGAUACAUUCGCAAGCACGAAUUUCAAGGAUUUCACCAUCAAUUCGUCGCAGAGUUGGCGCCGAGCACCUGCGUCAGAGAGUCAGCUCAAGGUGCUAAACAGCAAGAAUAUACUGGACCGGACAAUUACGUCCGGAGAUCUUACGAAGGGCCAAGCGGCGGAUAUGCUUACGAAGCUCCGCUUUGGGACUAAGAAUCGAUUCCAAGAUGAGCAGAAAAAGAGGAAGAAGGAAGAGAAAAUGCGAAAAGAGUUUGAGAAACAGAUGAGUCAAGGUGAUGUUAGGGUUGGGCCUCUCAGUCAGCAAGACUUAUAG
Molecule: messenger RNA, 1998 nt
Organism: Talaromyces amestolkiae
Lineage: Eukaryota; Fungi; Ascomycota; Eurotiomycetes; Eurotiales; Trichocomaceae
Exons: 2
Coding region: 1-1998 (665 amino acids)
Molecular function (GO): DNA binding; hydrolase activity; ATP binding
Source: RefSeq, a predicted model, not a curated record